CUGAUCAUCACCGUCGCCCUGGUUGCGUUCACGGCUUCCGAACCACCACCAUCAAAAAGCUACCUUCCUCCAUCAUCAGUUGGGAGUGAGGGAUAUCCUCAAGGUCCUCAAAGUGGUGCUCCUUUUAAUGCGGGAAUACCAGAAGUUGUGGCUGCUAGAAGUCUUGACAAACACGGCCAAGAACACCACGGGAAUGGAUUUGCCAGGAACAGUCCACACGAUCAUGGAGUCCAUGCUAGAUUCGGGAUCAAUAGUGAACACGGAUAUGAACAAAAUGGCGCAGCUUUCGGUAGAAAUGCUGUAGAAGAUGUUAGUGGAGAACCAGCGAACUACAAUUUCGGGUACAUGGUCAAUGAUUACCAUGAAGGAAUUGAUUUCGGCCAUCACGAGGAAAGGCUGGAUGAGUCAGCACAUGGGCAGUAUCACGUGGUAUUACCUGACGGCAGGAGACAGACUGUUAGUUAUGAAGCCGAUGUUCGCGGGUUCAAACCGCGCGUGACCUACCAGGAUUCCGAAGACCUCACUCGCAGUGGCUACGACUCUAACGCAAGCGGUGUACGAGCUUCCGUCGGUCACCAUGACAACGGAUUAGUCACGGGUCAUGGGAACCACGUUGCCCGUGCCAACGGUUACUGA
Molecule: messenger RNA, 636 nt
Organism: Parnassius mnemosyne (clouded apollo)
Lineage: Eukaryota; Metazoa; Arthropoda; Insecta; Lepidoptera; Papilionidae
Source: the annotation of a GenBank genome assembly